AUGUUUGACCGAGCUUUUGGUCUGAUAUUGGCAAUUACAUUCCUUGGAGGUGCCUGGAUAGGCUUCCAACCUGCCCCAAAGUCCCAUCUAAGCCAGUAUGGUGCUUGCAAAGAAGUCCGGGCAACUGGGGCAACGGCUACAGUAUUCCGCUAUCAACUCAACAAUGGAUCGUCUUACGCGGUGAAACGUUUUCGAAAGAAAAGUCAAAGUACAACACAGGAAGAUUACUUGUCCAGCGUUCGGAACGAGGUCGAAAUUUCCAAUUAUCUGAGUCACAAGCGAAUCAUGCCUACAUUGGACUUUUUUGACGAAAAUAGGGUGUUCUAUUCUGUGAUGCCUUACGUACCAAUCACGCUUUUCGAUCGCAUCAUGAGAAAUACUACCGUCUUAUUGGAAGAGCAGCGUGACUGUAUCUUCCGACAAAUCGUUGAUGCGAUUGUGUAUAUGCACAGUAAAGGGGCGGCCCAUCUAGAUCUCAAGCUCAACAACAUUCUUCUUGAGGACGAAAGCGAAAUCAAAGUCAUUGACUUUGGGAACUCUCGAGUUUUCCAGCAGCCCCACGGUGCUUUGGUCAAAGGUUUAUUUGCUACUCCACCGAACGCCCCUUACGAGGCGUAUCAAGAUGGAUACUACGACCCUUUUGCGGGCGACGUAUGGGCAGUCGGGAUGAUUUACUGUCAAAUGACAUUCCCACUGGCCCCAUGGAACAUGGGGUUACAGCCACCAGCGAUCUUUGCCAUUUUUUCUCCCUCCGUGUCGCAAGCGCCAUCGGCCAUCGAUUUGACGCAGCUGCAAGCCACAGUGGAGAUGAUAUCGCGGAACCUCCCAGAGCGGGCCCGGUCGGUGAUCGGCGGAAUGCUUCGGUCUAACCCUCAGGACCGCAUUAGCAUGAAUGAAGUGUUAGAAAAUGAUUGGAUCCGCAGUCUCCGAAAUUGCGAAUGA
This is a messenger RNA of Penicillium brasilianum, 942 nucleotides long. NCBI's taxonomy places the organism in Eukaryota, Fungi, Ascomycota, Eurotiomycetes, Eurotiales, Aspergillaceae. The record is from the annotation of a GenBank genome assembly.